Messenger RNA from Racocetra fulgida, 560 nucleotides. The record is from the annotation of a GenBank genome assembly. Lineage: Eukaryota; Fungi; Glomeromycota; Glomeromycetes; Diversisporales; Gigasporaceae.
GUACAAUGGAUAUUACAGCUGCUAUGCAUCAAGAUAGAUUAAAUAAUUCUGAACAACAAAUAAGAACAAAAGGAAGAAUUUUUCGAUGGAAAAUUGCAUGCAAUAAAAUUUUUAAUUUGACUAAACUAAAUCCACAAUCAUUAAAAUUUAAGACUGGAGAUUAUUAUUAUUAUUGUGAAAAUAAAAAUUCUAUUGUAAUUGCAGAAAUUAUUGCUGUUUUUGAAGUAAAUUUAUUAAAUAGCAUAAAUGAAGGAAAGAUUCAUGCCCGUUUGUAUAAUUUGAAGUCUAAUUUUGAUCAAGAAUUUGUUCCUAUUAUAAGUUCAAAUUGUACACAAUUUGUAUGUGAGACUAAUGUAUUUCGUUUUAUUGCACAUUUGGGUUCUGUAUCUGAAGAAUAUUGUGGUGAUUCUUGCUGGUUAGAAAAAAAAGUAAAAUUAGGAGAUUUACAAUACACAACAUAUUUUCAUUUUGUUGAAAAAUCUUGUGAACUUGAGCAGUCAAUUAAGGAAGCAGAAAAAAUAAUGAAAGCACAAAAAAAAAAUAAUUUUGAUAAUUUGUAA